Messenger RNA from Diaporthe citri, 573 nucleotides. RefSeq lists its product as uncharacterized. The record is from RefSeq and is a predicted model, not a curated record. The transcript has a single exon. Lineage: Eukaryota; Fungi; Ascomycota; Sordariomycetes; Diaporthales; Diaporthaceae. Bases 1 to 573 code for a protein of 190 amino acids.
AUGGCCAGAAUACUCGCCAAGGUCAAGAAGAUCUUCUCUCGGCCGAAGAACCUCGAGCCGGCGUCGAGCAACGCUUCUUCGGUCGACACCUCAUACGAUGCGGGCCACCGACCCUCGACCGCAACACCGUCAUACCACCAUGCCGCAGCGGUGCAACCACCAGCCUACCGCAGUCCCCCUCAGCUGCAGCCCCAUGCAACCAGCCCCUCGCCUCCUACGACGUUCCAACAGCAGGCCAGGCAGAUUGCCCAGUUCCAGGUUGGCGGCAUGAGGCGCACUAGAGGGGGGUCAUCCUACCUGCCCUCGUACGAGUCAACACAGACUUCGGGUGGUGUAUCAUCGUCGGGCUGGACACGACCUUCGUACGGGUCAGUGGACCAGACCACGAUGUCAUCCUACGGACACGACGGUGACACGGCGCUGGACACAACCGAGAAGAAGGACAUGCACGUACCCGGCCACCGCCAGCAUGCAAGGAGCACCUGGCAGGGCAAGCCGAACGGGACGGCUUACGACCGGAGGGAGGAGUUAACCGAAGAGGACGAGAGCAUGUGGGCCAGGUUGUCGAUGUGA